Molecule: messenger RNA, 1413 nt
Organism: Triplophysa dalaica
Lineage: Eukaryota; Metazoa; Chordata; Actinopteri; Cypriniformes; Nemacheilidae
Gene: ccnd3
Product: cyclin D3
Exons: 5
Coding region: 245-1123 (292 amino acids)
Biological process (GO): regulation of cyclin-dependent protein serine/threonine kinase activity; mitotic cell cycle phase transition; positive regulation of G1/S transition of mitotic cell cycle
Cellular component (GO): cytoplasm; cyclin-dependent protein kinase holoenzyme complex; nucleus
Molecular function (GO): cyclin-dependent protein serine/threonine kinase regulator activity
Source: RefSeq, a predicted model, not a curated record
ACCACUUCGUGAGGACGGAGCCUCGGGAACGUCACGGGCCGCCGCUCGCGCACGAGUCCUCAUUUGCACGGAAUUAAAGUGUUUUAACCACAUAAUUACCUGUUAAAUGCAUAAAAAUGAAUCGUUCGACGUGUUUGAGACGUUUGUGUUCUCAUUCUAGAUUAUAAUCCGGCGUCACAGACUCGCUCUUGACUGGUUUUAGUUCAAAUGUGAAAUCCUGUCAGGCGAAGGUUCGAGAGAUCAAAUGGAGUUAUUGUGUCUCGAGACUGUUGAACUGGACUGCGGGUCUCAGCUGAAGUCCAGAACGGUUCGGGCGUUCAGAGACGCGGUUCUGACCCAAGACUCGCGUGUCCAGCAGAACCUCUUGAGCUCUGAGAGACCGAACAUCUCAUCCAGACCCGAACCCGGGAGCGUCACCGAGAACACCGACGUGCAGCCGUACAUGCGCCGAAUAUUAACGGGCUGGAUGCUGCAGUUGUCUGUUAUUUGUGAACAGGUGUGUGAGGAUCAGAAGUGUGAGGAGGAGGUGUUUCCUCUGGCCGUUCAUUAUCUGGACCGCUACAUGUCCCAGCAUCCCGUACAGAAGAGCAGACUGCAGCUGCUGGGAACCGUCUGCAUGUUUCUGGCCUCCAAACUCCGGGAAUCGGUUCCUCUGAGCGCCUCCAAGCUCUCCGUCUACACAGACCACGGCGUCACCAUCCCUGAGAUACUGCAGUGGGAGGUUCUGGUGGUGUCUCGACUGAACUGGGAUCUGGCCUCAGUGCUGCCCUCUGACUUCCUGGAAGUGUUACUGCAGGGUCUUCCGCUGCAGAACCCGACGCUCGUACGGCGGCACGUGCACUCUUACAUCGCGCUGACCGCCACUGAGCUGAAGUUCUCAAUCUUUACUCCGUCUGCCGUGGCUUGCUCAUGUGUGACAGCCGCUGUUAUCAGACUCAACGUCCUGACCGAGACGCUCACCGCUGAUGCUCUCCUUCAGGUCCUGAGGAACCUCUUAAACGUGGAUGAGACGUCUCUCUGCGAGUGUUACUCAGCGCUGGAGGACACCAUCGAGCUGACGCUGGGCCGGACGUCACCUGACCUCACCUGCACACCUGACGAUGUUCAGGAUGUCAUGCGGUGACAGGUGGAGAUCUGACCCUAACCCAUUCCAGCACUUUCCUGCUCAGUGGUUUGUUUGUGGAGUUGUUAAUGUUCACAUGUAACGUCAGUUCCUUCUUAUGUUUUUAAUAUCGCAGAUGUCUCGCACUAGAUCAAAUGUUUGCGUUGCCUUCAGACCUUUGUCCUGUUAAACACGCUGCUGUAAAUGUUAGCGUUUACACCACUGACCGUCUGUGACACAAUCUUAAUUCACGUGUUUCUGCUAGAGAGCUUUAAUUUAAAGAAUGUGAAAAUAAAAUGAACAGAAUGAGA